GAGAAGCAAAGUCUCCAGCAAUCAUCUCCAGGGCUGAGAAAGAUGGCUACAAGAAGACUAAAAGGAAAAGACAGUAAAGCAGUUACCGCCAUAGCCAUUGAUAAGGAUAAGAACAGCCAACACGCUUUGAAAUGGGCUGUUGAGAACAUCAUCAUCGAUUCUCCAAACUGUAUCCUUCUCCAUGUUCAAACCAAAUUGAGAAUUGGGGCAGGAGAAAACACAGAAGCUCCACAUGACAACCAAGAAGAGGCUCAUCAGUUCUUCCUUCCCUUUAGAGGAUUCUGUGCUCGGAAAGGGAUUAUAGCAACGGAGGUUCUUCUUCACGAUAUUGACAUCUCCAGUGCAAUUGUUGACUACAUCACCAACAAUUCCGUUUCAAAUAUAGUCCUUGGAGCCUCUGCACGAAAUUCUUUCCUCAAGAAGUUUAAGAGCGCCGAUGUGCCAACGACUCUGCUUAAAACAACCCCAGAUACAUGUGCUGUCUUCAUUGUGUCUAAAGGAAAGCUCUUAACAAGCAGAUCAGCGAGUCGGCCUCAGACACCUCAAGGUCCUCAGACACCGCAAGGUCCUCAUACAUCGCAAGGUCCUCUUACACCGCAAGGUCCUCAACACGCUCCUCAUCCUUUAAAACAUCCCGCAAUGAUGUCUGAUCCUGGCCCAACAAGUUCCACUUCCAGUGAAUCCGGAAGGUCAUCUCCUGCAUUAAACGGAGAAUUAUCUCCACCUACACCUCAUUACAAGCCAUCUUUCAAUAGGAGUUCCAUGUCAGAGCUUAGCAAUGAAUCUCCCAGUGGUCACAGUGCUGAAUCAAAUGCUAGUUUCUACAGCAUCCUAGGACGAUCCACCUAUGGAGGAAGCUCACACUCUUCCAUGUCUGAAAUGACUGAUGGAGAGGAAAGCUUAUCAGGGGGCAAUAUCACUGAACACCAGAAUCAAAAUCUUGAAGCAGAAGUGAGAAGAUUGAGACUCGAAUUGCACCAGUUUAAUGCUUCCAUAUGCAGAGAAAGUGCCCCUCAUCUUCAAGGACCUAGAGCUACCGCCGAAACUGAAAAGCUGGAGGAAGCAAAGGCAGCAAGAGAGAUGCUUAGGGCAUUGUCCGAGAUGGACAAUCAAAAAACACAGAGUGCGAUCCAAGCAACUGAAAUGGCACAACGUCUAGCGGAAAUAGAGACCCAGAAGAGAAGACUUGUGGAGAUGCAAGCCAAGUUCAAGGAACAGAACAUGGCCGAUAGUAUAUCCUACAGACGAUAUAGCAUCAGAGAUGUUGAAGGUGCUACCGACGGUUUUUCAGAUGCUCUAAAGAUUGGGGAAGGAGGGUAUGGACCUGUGUAUAAAGCCGUUCUUGAAAACACUUCUGUUGCCAUCAAAAUCUUGAAGUCAGAUGUCUCACAAGGCCUGAAGCAGUUUAACCAAGAGAUCGAGGUUCUAAGUUGCAUGAGGCACCCUAACAUGGUAAUCCUCCUCGGUGCUUGUCCCGAAUAUGGCUGCCUUGUGUAUGAGUACAUGGAAAAUGGAACACUAGAAGAUCGUCUCUUCUGCAAAGAUAAUACUCCACCAUUAUCUUGGAGAGCACGAUAUUUAAUCAGCAAAAUCAGUGACGUUGGUUUAGCUCGGUUGGUACCUCCCACUGUUGCUGAUAGCUUCUCCAAUUAUCACAUGACUGCUGCGGCCGGUACAUUUUGUUACAUCGACCCCGAGUACCAGCAAACGGGAAUGCUUGGGGUGAAGUCUGACUUGUACUCAUUUGGUGUGGUGCUUCUGCAAAUCAUCACAGCGAUGCCAGCAAUGGGUUUAAGCCAUAGAGUAGAGAAAUCAAUUGAGAAGAAGACAUUCCGAGAAGUUUUGGAUCCAAAAAUAUCAGACUGGCCUGAAGAAGAGACUCUGGUGCUAGCUCAAUUGGCUUUGCAGUGCUGCGAGCUGCGGAAAAAGGACAGACCUGAUCUUGCUUCCGUUCUGUUGCCUGCACUGAGCAAGCUAAGAGAGUUUGCAACAGAGAAUCAUGAAGUACAUAACUCCGAUAAAACAUUUCAUGAGUCACGUGCUCAAAAUUCGGUUCCUCUUUCCCCAAUAUCUUCCUCUCAGACAGAUGAUGCUUGGGAAAAUCCUUUUGACAGAAAGAUUGGAACGUCGACGUAGAUCAAAGUGAAGCGACAUUGGCUAUCUCUGAGAUCCGCGAAGCACUUGUUCAGUUUAAGCAUCCGAUGCCAUCCCAUACCCACCAGAAGAAGGUGAUUUACAUGAUCAUAAACAAGCCAAUGCAAGGGAAGUUGUUGUCAGUCUUUCAUGAUUUGUACUCCACCCAAAGUUCAAUGUUGAACUUCCAUAGUGUCGGAGUUCUUAUCUUGUUUAUCAAACACUUUAUUUUUUGGUCUCAUGAAAAGAAACACAUUUAUUAUAG
This is a messenger RNA of Arabidopsis arenosa, 2398 nucleotides long. The record is from the annotation of a GenBank genome assembly. Lineage: Eukaryota; Viridiplantae; Streptophyta; Magnoliopsida; Brassicales; Brassicaceae.